Adineta ricciae is the source of this 309-nucleotide messenger RNA. The record is from the annotation of a GenBank genome assembly. NCBI's taxonomy places the organism in Eukaryota, Metazoa, Rotifera, Eurotatoria, Adinetida, Adinetidae.
AUGCAGCACGAUGGGCAAGAAUGUACUCUCCAUCCGUACGGCGCAGAAUUAGGCAAAACGUGGGAAUACGGAGUUUGGAUACCACAUGAGUUGUCACCACAUCAGCUGCAACACACAGUUGACUCUUGCAUGGAAUUAAUGACAUCCCAUCGCAACUACGAAUGGCUCCGCAAUCUUAUUACUGGUGAUGAGAAGUGGGUGUUGUACAUAACCUACACGCACAGACGCCAGUGGGUUAGUGCUGGUCAGACAAGCGUAGCAAUGCCUAAGGCUAAUCUACAUCCCAAGAAGGUGAUGCUGAGCGUUUGA